AUGAUGGGCUUCCAUGAAAACUUGGUUGCCCUCAACUGCAUGAUUGAUGGGUUGUGUAAAGCUGGUCAUAUUGAUCGUGCAAUGGAAUUGUACAAAUCAAUGGAGACUAAAGACUCUGUUACCUACACCUCCUUGGUGCACAAUCUUUGCAGGGCUGGAAGGUUCCGUUGUGCAUCCAAGCUUAUGAUGAAAUGUUUAAAAGAUGGCAAGAAAAUACUCAGGGCUACCAAACGAGCUGUCCUUGCUGGUCUUCGUAGUUCAGGGUAUACAGAUGAAGCAAAGAAACUUCAGUGGAAAAUUCAACACCAUGCGAAAGCCCCCGCUUUAGUCAUAUUCUUAAACAUCAGUUGUUUAGGGCUGGUAACUUGCUCUACGAAGCACAGAAUAGUAAUAGUGAAGAGUAAUGGUGAAUCUGAAUUGGAGUGGUUCUGCCGGUGUCUACGAGGGAAAGACUACUCCAACAAACAAAUAGUUGCUAUGUUCAUGAAUGACUGGCCAAGUCCAGAAACAUUUCUCAAAUGUAACUGGUUAGCAUUAUUGGGAGCAGUUUGGAUAGAACUCAGGAUAACCACUCCUGGAAGACAUCUCAUGGUUACACAAGAGAGAAAUACAAUAGCUAUGAUUCCCGAACAGGGAAAAAACGAUGGUUAA
Prunus armeniaca (apricot) is the source of this 651-nucleotide messenger RNA. Lineage: Eukaryota; Viridiplantae; Streptophyta; Magnoliopsida; Rosales; Rosaceae. The record is from the annotation of a GenBank genome assembly.